Spodoptera litura is the source of this 5875-nucleotide messenger RNA. RefSeq names its product protein phosphatase alphabet (gene alph). The record is from RefSeq and is a predicted model, not a curated record. Lineage: Eukaryota; Metazoa; Arthropoda; Insecta; Lepidoptera; Noctuidae. Gene Ontology annotation, molecular function: manganese ion binding; magnesium ion binding; protein serine/threonine phosphatase activity. Gene Ontology annotation, biological process: protein dephosphorylation.
UAGACAAUUACUAUUUAUGUCCGCCAUUCAUUCUUUUGAGUUGCUUUUUCGUUUUACGAUUCCCGAGAGCACGAUUUGUCAAUUGUCAUCGAGAUCUACGCAACACCAUCGCGUAAUUAAUUAACCUACGUAAAAGCAGUUGAAACAAUAAACUCCACGCGUUUAGGCAUCACAGCCACCAGUGUAGUGUAUCAGCCAUCUGACGUGAUCAUACCGUGAGAUUGUAUCUACCAGUGAUGCUUUUGCCUGCCUUUUACGUUAUCGGUUGCGACGUGAGUUCGAGUGCCUGAUGGUGUGGAAACUAUGUGCGAUUAACUUAAUAGUAAAAGAGGACUCAGUAUGGGGGCGUUUUUGAAUAAGCCCGAGACUAAGAAAUACAACGAGACCGGGGAAGGAAAUGGUCUUCGCUAUGGCGUGGCGUCGAUGCAGGGUUGGCGCGUUGAGAUGGAGGAUGCGCAUCACGCGCAGCUGACUCUGAAUGGUACUCUAUCGGACUGGUCUUAUUUCGCGGUGUUUGACGGACAUGCAGGGGCACGGGUGUCUGCGCAUUGCGCGGACAAUCUCCUCGAAUGUAUCCUUCAGACGGACGAGUUCCGGCGCGAGGAUAUAGCCGAGGCGAUUCGCGCGGGCUUCCUGGACUUGGACAAGAAGAUGCGGGAGCUACCGGAGCUGUCCAAUGGCGAGGAGAAGUCUGGCUCAACGGCCGUGUGUGCGUUUGUGUCCCCCAAGCAGAUAUACAUAGCGAACUGCGGCGACUCCCGCGCAGUGCUCGCUCGCAACGGUGUGCCGAUCUUCGCGACACGAGACCACAAGCCGGAGUUACCGUCGGAGAAGUCGCGUAUUGUUCAGGCUGGUGGUUCAGUCAUGAUACAGCGUGUCAAUGGGAGCUUAGCUGUGUCUAGGGCACUAGGCGACUAUGAGUACAAGAAGGUGGUGAACCGUGGCCCGUGUGAGCAGCUUGUGUCUCCUGAGCCUGAGGUUUCUGUUCAUGAGCGGAAUGAGGUUGAGGAUGAGUUCUUGGUGCUGGCCUGCGAUGGUGUGUGGGAUGUGAUGAGCAACGAGGCGCUGUGUGCAUACAUACACUCGCUGCUUCAGCUGACGGAUGACCUUGUGGCUGUGACCAACCAGGUCAUUGACACCUGCCUGUAUAAGGGCAGCAAAGACAACAUGAGCAUCGUGCUGGUGGUGUUCCCCUCAGCGCCGAAGCCGAACGCCGAGGCUCAGCGUGCUGACCGCGAGCUGGACGAGACACUCCGACAGAGGCUCACAGGUUGCUAUCAUUCACUACUGCAUGCCUGCUCACACAAACACAGAGACCGACAGAGAACUGACAAUAUUGACAGACAGAAUGGGUGUAGGAAGGAAUCUAGCGAUGCUAGGGCGUAAGCACUUAGUUAGGUUAGCGACAGCGCGGACUUGAGUACUUCACAAAUCCUAUUUAAUAUACAUAGUAUCUCAGUACAUUGCCUUGUAUUUAAAAGUUGUUUGAGUAACUCGGUGAAGCUCCACAAGUUUAAUUGCGACAAAAUCAAAUUAGACAAGCCAAUAACAUAUCCUUUAUUACAUUCUCUUGACUCAUUUCCGCGCUGUUGCAUUUUAAACUACAUUACGUAGGUACGGUCGAAUGACGGUGCAUCGUGCACCUACUCUGUGCUAAAAAGGGCCUUAUUGACAAUUUGGUAUAAAUUCUAGACGAGAAGUUGACAAUUUUGAAAGAAAAUUAGAAAUAGGACUUUACUCAAUUGGUAUUUUUACAUUUUUAUCGAUAUUUAAUUGGAAAUUUAUUUUACGUAUUUAUUGCCAUAUUUGCUGAAAUAAGUCGAUUGUUUUGGCGGAAUUUUUCAUCAUUAGUACAAUUUAUUAGUACAAAUUGGUCAUUUCUUAUUAAGUCUACUUUAGGGUAUAACUUGAUGUUUUACAUUAAAUUGUUAAUUGAAGACAGCACAAAUAUUGUGUGCGAAAAAAAGACAAUGUUUAGACUGCAUAUUUGAAAAAAGACCAGAAAUUAAUACUUCCACAAAUAAUACAAAACUGCUUGCACUACGUAGCGAUAUUGCGUAAACAUCUUUACAUAAUGUACUGCAUUCUUGCCACUGGAAUUAAAUCUCGCCCUGAGCCGUAGAAUAGGAAUAACCUUCGAAUACUUAGCCGUGCCAUCUUCGAGCUACAUAAAUAAUACAUUGUUUUACUACACCAGUAAUCAAUAUGUACUAUCUUCUUAUAUCUAAGGCCAUGUGAACAGCGACCAUGGUGCCAUUACUUAUUUAAUUCCUAGCUUACAAAGGUCAAUGCUUUUUAUAGACAUCUUUUUCAUGUUACUUGCCAUUUAGAUCUUAUAUUGAUUAAUAAUAAUAUGGAAAAGACAUCUGUUUUUGAACCGUACUCAAGAAUAUGUGUUUUUCUUUAAAGUAGCAAAGCCAAUGAAAGAUUGGGAUAAAGUUUUCCUCAUAAUAUUCAGUGAUGUGUAAAAUAUAUUUAAGGAAGGAUGUUCGAUCAUUUAAAGAUCUAUUAACGAAUAUUUUAAUCAUUAAGUACUAACACUUGUGCACAUAAUAUUCAAGGGCACAUUAACCGAGAAACGGCACCGAAUUGAUUAUAUUUCUUCAUAUUAUAUUGUUAAAUAAUAUUCGCCGCCAUUCGUAUUAACGCAUGCUAAAAUAACCCAUUGUUUUCUCCGUAAGUGUAUUUGUUACAUUGCCAUUAUUACCACCGCUAGAGAUUUUCGAAUAUCUACUUAAUUAUAAGGUAGCUACAGUCUAUAAUGACUGCUGCGAAUUCUUUUGCCAACCAUAAUAUUACGGAUGAACGUGUCGCUAAGUAAGUUUACUGAUAGUUAAAAAUACAUCAGAUUUUUCCGCGAAAUAUGAAAAAUACCUAAGAUUGAAUCGUGUCAUUAUGAUACAUACCCUUAACAUCUCGCGAAUCAGACGUUUGACUUACAGCUUGUAAGAAUUUUUACAAGAUUAACUUCGCAGUAAAAUACGAAGUUAAUAAGAAUACAAGAAUAGGUAAUUAUCAGGUUAGUUAAGUCAUAUUACCAAUACGUAUCUAUACAAGUAAUGGUAUGAAGUUGGUAGAUUGUUAUCACAGCUAUGAUAUCACAAUCAUAGUGUUUACUAUCAGAAAGAUGACAUCACUUAUUUAGGUUACGCGCACACUACGACCGAUUAUGCGCAGUAAUCACUGAAUGAUGUUAUGAAAAUAAUUUAUCUUACAACUUCUGUAUUCUACUCUUAUAUCGGGAAAAUUUUCAUAACAUAACAUGACUGGUUUCUCUCUGAAUGUACAGUUAUGCAAUUAAAAAGUCUUUUAGUAUUAGACGUCAAUGUCAUUGUUAAAAGUGAAAUAAACCUGGAAUUUGCUCAUAGAAGUCUUACAACGAAAUCAACAAUGACAUUGUCAUCCGGGAUUAUUUUCCAAAUGACUCAAAAUGAUGAUCAAAUACGAAUGAUGAUGUAUGGAGGGGUAAUUGAGUAGUUAAGUCAUUAAAUCAUUGGUUUAUUUUGAGCCGUGUUUGUCGACUGAGUGUGUUGUUGUGGCCACACAUAGACGUUAUACCCGCACGUGUGUAGCUCCUAACACGUUUAGAUUUCCAUUUCAACCGCAAAUUGCAGCUACACAUCUUUUCUAUUCUGUUCCAUGUUGUGAACGCACCUUUAUAUAGUUUUUUUUUGUGAUGCAGAAGAUUCAUACAUAGUACAAAAAUAAUGUUCCCCAAAAAAGCACAAAGUCUAUUUUUCCUCAAUGAUAUAAUGAAUCCAUUUUUAUACGAUUCCUCUAAAUAACAGUUCAUUAAUUGCUGGUCACUACUAUUACAAUACUCUGAUUUAUUCUAUUUAUCGAAUAAAACUUGAUUAAGGACCUCGCAAUAUUUCGUACACGUUGUUUCUUCAACAGUUAUAGUAUUCAGAUUAUUGUUUCAAAUUGGCACGCACCACAUAAGUCGUUCAUAGUACAUGAUGAUUAUUGUAAAUUAUGAUUCCAUAGUUCCUACGUCGCCGUCGAUUAGAUUGCCAAAGCCAUAGCUUCCAUGUUAUUAUGUGAGCAUCACGAGCGGAAUAAUAAUGAGCCAUUAUUGUUAUCAAUACAAACAAUAAAAUCUAGGUAACUUGCGUCCACAAGUCUCCUGUUAAUAAAAUACUAAGACACAUAAAAUUUUAUGUAAAGUCUGUUUGAAAAUUGCGUGUUUUUCGAUGGUUUCAAUGUGAUUGAUUACUUUAUUUUCCCUUUAGUUCGAUACAAGGAAAAUGUUUCCGCACAUUACAGACAUUUUUGGCUAUUUUCAUGUCAUUAUCGCACUGAGAUAAUGCGAUGUAACUAUCAUUCGUUGACUCAUACUAAAGUCACUUCUUAAUAUAGAGGAAAGUAACGCUUGAGGAAAAAUUCUUUAAGGCAACGUCCACGUGGAUGGAGUCGUCAUCGCCUUGGUGUUGUUUCAAAAUAACUCGGUUUUAUUAGUAAGCAAAACUCUAGUUGCUAGUCUGAAAAUUUGAAAUAUACCAGUGUUGGUAAUCCUCCCACCUAUUGAAGGAAUAUUAAUAAACUUUGUAUUGGUAAACAGUUAUCCUGUCCAGACAGUACUGUCUAUGACACGUGCCAUCUAUGACGACACUGAAAUAAAUAAUGAGCAAUAUAAGUACGAGUGCAUGCACGCAUGCAUCUUCUGCAUAAUAAAUAAUAGAUCUACUUUUAAUUGUAGAAUGGAUUGUUCGAUUUUUGAAUGUUUUUUUUCUUGCUAGCCUAGGUUCGUGUGACAACGACAAAUCAUUAAACCUUUUUCGAUAACACCUCUUGCAUGAGCUUAGAGUUUGAUAUUAUACAUUCUAUAGAGUAUCUAAGGAUGUCCUCAUUUUUUCAGGAUAUUUACAAAUCCUCAAGCCUGACCUCAAUGUAAUUAUUACUAUCCUGCUAGUAAUAGUUCACUUCCUAUACCGAUUUUAUUAUAAUUAAGUAGUUGAAAUAUUCUUGCCAUUAUUAUUUUUUUUAUUUAGAACUAGCUAACGUAUUACAGGUAUUACUCUAUUGUACCUAUUUUAAAAAUAAGUUUCAUUAUUUAGAGGUACGAAAUGUAGUUUUCGUCACAUAAGACAUUAUUCCGUUGUAUUUUAUUAUUAUUUAGUAAAGUCAGUCACGUGUAGAAACCUAAGUUUAAGUAUACAAUACACGUAGUGAUUAAAAAGCGAUUUUCUAUCAGAGUAUAGAUUGAGAUCGAGUCAUUCGUAUAUUUAACUGUUGUACUUUGUCAUGUUUUAUUGAAAAAAAAAAUACUUGACAAGGAAAUCGUUUUUGUAGUAAGUGACGAUACAUGUCACCUAGUAAAAUAAAUUUAUUAUUAUUAUCAACAAUAGUAGCCAUAUUGAACGCCUAUCUUUACUGCGAUAAAUGUUACCAGUUUAUUUCUUUAUUUAUUACACAAAGUGUUUAUAGUUUUUUGUUGUUUUACUAGAGUAUUUAUUGUUUAUUUAUUUAUUAGAUGAUCUAUGUUAUUUUGUGUCAAUACUCACAGAUGCCUCGCAUCGGCUAUGAAGGCUUUUCAAAUGACUUUUUGAAAAUGUUUUGUCAAUUUUUAUUUGGCAACCCUGCAGCAAUAUUAAUUUUUCUAUCUCACUUUUAAAAGAGUUCUGUAACUUAAGUGUUUCUUCACCAUAGCACCUAAUAUAAUAAAAGUGCAAUAAGUAAAAUCCAAUGCUUAUAUUUCAAUCUAUUAAUCUGUUCUUCCUUGGACAAUGGCGUCUUCCUAUAUUGGACAAUUUUAAAGUAUUUUUUAACACAUAAUGAAAUGUGUUAGUUUUGAAAAGUCUUCGAAUUAAGCUUAGCUUAUAAGUAUUUUCCGUUGUACAAACUUUAACUACAAUGUACUUAAUCGAAUUUGUGA